Molecule: messenger RNA, 1879 nt
Organism: Engraulis encrasicolus (European anchovy)
Lineage: Eukaryota; Metazoa; Chordata; Actinopteri; Clupeiformes; Engraulidae
Gene: lysmd2
Product: LysM, putative peptidoglycan-binding, domain containing 2
Exons: 3
Coding region: 275-901 (208 amino acids)
Source: RefSeq, a predicted model, not a curated record
UCCUUCUGACAACAGACUGCUAUGUGUAGGCUAUUAUGUUACGGAGCCCUGGCGGUAGGGUACCGAUGCCUUUUGGCUGUGUGAAGGCCUCACGCUCACGUCCAACUUUUGCAGUUUUUGACAGGGCAGGUUGGCAGACCCAAGGACGCGCCAAUGCGAUGUUGUAGAAUGAGACGCCAACAUGGACCUUUCUAGAAUUUAAAGAAAGGUCCAGGUGGCCCACGAAAGGUGCGACAAACGGGGUGAAUCAUUCUGCUUUCUUAUCGGAAAGAAGAUGGCGGAGUUCUCCCCAGUCCUGCGGGAUGGAGGCGGACGGUUCGGGCAACCCAUCUUCCCCAGGUCGCGCUCAGGAUCAGAAUCGGAGAGCGAGUUGUCACAAAGUCUGGCUCGUACCAAAACCCGGUCCUAUGGUAGUACGGCCAGUGUUUUUGCCUCUUUGGGAGAGAAAUACAUUGAGCAUUGUGUGACAGACAGCGACACACUGCAAGGGAUAGCCCUCAAAUAUGGUGUUACGAUGGAGCAAAUCAAGAGGGCAAACAAGCUCUUCGGCAACGACUGUAUAUUCCUGCGCAACAGCCUAAACAUCCCAGUGGCCUCGCAAAAGCCUCCCCUCUUCAACGGACUGUCCUUGGAGUCCCCGGAUAGCGAGGCCACCACUCCCCAGGAACUGCCCUACGUGGCUCCCGACACUGACGAACCCUCACCCACCCCUUCGCCACCACCGGAACCCGAGGUCAAACCCCCGAAGCCCGAGGAACUCUCUGCUAAAGACUAUUUGCAUAGACUGGACUUGCAAAUUAAACUAUCCAAACAGGCUGCAAGAAAGUUGAAAGAGGAGGAUAAUACCAGGGAUGAAGAUGAAGACACAUCAUAUCCAACCACAUCCUACCAGGAAAUCUGACGGAGAGGCAGGUGUCUGUUCUGCCCAGUUCAAUGACAAUUCUCCAAUCUUUGCCCUUGUGUUUUGUUUAUUGUUUUUUGUCUUUUUGCUAUUUUAAGUGUUGCUUUUACCAAACUUAAACUUUAACGGUACAUGACCUCCCCAGGCCUGUUCUGAGGUCAUCCAUUGCCUUCCUCUUUUUUGCUGUUAGUAUUAUUGAUGUAUCUUUUUAAUUGUUAUUAUUAAUACUAUUUUGUUUGAUGCUGUGUUUCCAAAUGGAACAUCAGGAACUGUAGCUGAAUGUCACCAGCAGGUGGCAAUGUAGACAAGCAGCACUGAAUCACAUCCACUUUGGCACGUUCAGUGGCCCUGCAACAGAAGAGCUCACACUGGGUAGUGGUAGCUCUCAGCUCCAGGUUGUACUAGAUUUAAAGGAGCAGGAGCAUUUGGAAACAUAGGAUGCAAUGUUUUUUUUUUUUUGAGUUGCCCAUCUGCCCUUACAUCCAUUUUGUUUUGCUCUGGGGUUUAGGCCACAAAGGUAGCCACAAACACUGGAUGCUAUUUUAAUAAAAAGCUGCUUUAAAGAUAAGAUCUCCUUCCCACCUGACUUCCCCAAAGCAAAGGCAGGGACUCUGCACUAAGUAGGCGUUUUGCUGUCGCAAUCAAAUAGGCUAAUCAAUACUCUUUCAUAUGACGUCACUGCAGUAUCUCAUCCGAGAAAGCUUGCAGUCUUCACCUUGUCACGUUGCAGCUGUGUACGGCACAACAUUUACUGCAAGCUGUCAGUGUGUGACGGCUCAUCAAUAUCAAACAUUUCUUUGCCUGCACAAAAAGUGUUUUUGUCAGAAGGAAGGGAAACUUUUUUAGUAGUAUACAUAUGUGUGAAUGUGUUCUUUUUUGAGUGUGUGUGCGUGUACGGAGUGUGUUGAAAAGAGGGAAUUUUACUGUGCUAUUUUUUGUCUUAUUUUGAAAAAAUAAUAAAAUGCAUCUGUAAUUCAA